UGUACGUUCCGGUAUAGACCUUCACAAUAAAUCGCAGAGUAAACGCGUGGGUGUGCGUCAAAUAAAUGCCUGUCCAAUUCAAAACAUUGCAACAAACAAUUUAUAUGAAUACGUUUUAUUUGAGAGACUAAAAUUUCCAAAAGUAUACAUUGAAAACCACACUUAGACAUUUUGGCCCUCUUUUCCGGAGUUGACUAUCUCUUAUUUUGACAUCUUGAAAAGUACUUCAACUUCUGAUCAGCUGAGCGUCACCUGACUGUUGCCCGACUACCUGCAGCCUGAUUUGUUAAAACCGGACAAUUACUUGUCAUACUACCAACACAAAUACACAAAACUUUAUUGGGUACGGCAUUGUGCAGUGCAGUUAUCAAAAAACGGAAUGACAACAAUUAAGAAUAAAAAUAAUAAUGCAGAAAAUAUUUUUCACCUGUCGAGGGAAUUGUCAAUAAAUGAUAUUCUUCAGUAUUUUUUUUUGUAAUAUUCCAGAAAAUAAAGAUGGAGUUUGACAAUCUGCUGUUUCAGAUCCUGUUCUUGUUCGUUUGUCAAUAAAGCUUCUCCAUUUUGAACUACAAUGGCAGCCAACAUGUUUUCCACAGCUCAGAGAUGCGCCGUGACUUUUGUACCUUUUAGCAAUAUCCCGACUUUAACGAUCAUCCGUUCUCAAGUCGUCAGCAACACAAUUCAAGGUUACACGAACUCGAGGAAGCUCUGUUCAUCCACGUCAUUCUCCUCACACUCUCCCACCAUCGAUUCCGGUGACACUGUCACCCAGUACGACCGCUUGGUUCAGCGUGGCUCUUUGAGGAAAGAUGCUUUGCAGAGGUGCGUUCUUCAGCGACUGGCUCGCCUGCAACAGACGCUCCAAAACUACAGUAACGCUCCCUACUUGAACUCGCCUCCCCUGACAAUGAACUAUGACAGACUUCAGAAAAGGACAGAGUCCUCCCUUAUAACAACUGGAGUAUCUGCUCAAAAGGAUGAAGAUGUUCCUCCUCCCCCGCCUAAAGGCUUCUAUAUUUAUGGAGAUGUUGGCACCGGGAAGACCAUGCUCAUGGAUAUGUUUUACGGCGGGCUGCAAAACAACCAGAAAAAGAGAGUCCACUUCAACGGCUUCAUGCUGGAUAUCCACAAAAGGAUCCACCGGAGGAAACGAAGCCUGCCGAGACGAAAGCUGGGCAACAUGUUCACCUAUGACCCCAUCUCACCGGUUGCCGUGGAGAUCUCCCGUGAAACCUGCCUCCUGUGUUUUGACGAGUUUCAGGUGACGGACAUCGCCGAUGCAGUGAUCCUGAGGCAGCUUUUCCAGACGUUGUUUAAGACCGGAGUGGUGGUGGUGGCCACGUCCAACAGACCUCCCGAUGAUCUGUACAAAAACGGACUUCAGAGGGACACCUUUCUACCUUUCAUCGACAUGCUGAAGGAGUCCUGCCAUACUAUCUGCCUCGACUCUGGUGUGGACUACAGGAGGCUGCAGGAGACUGGAGCAGGAAAACGCUACUUCCUGACAGGAGAGCCUGGCACAGACGUUGUGUUGGAUGCGAUGUUUGACGAGCUGGCUUUUACCCAAAAUAGCUUUACCGGUCCGAAGGUGCUCACCGUGCUGGGCAGGGAAGUGAUGCUGGAGAAGACCUGUGGCUCUGUCGCAGACUGUACUUUUCACGAGCUGUGUGGCAGAUCUCUUGGAGCCAGCGACUAUCUGGAGAUGGCGCGGCUCUUUGACACGGUGUUCAUCCGCCACGUUCCCAUGCUGACAUUGCGCAUGAAGGACCAAGUCAGGCGCUUCACCACCCUCGUCGACAACUUCUAUGACAAGAAGGUGAGAGUGGUGCUACAGGCUGCAGCUCCAUUAGAGCAGCUCUUCACCCAUACUGGAGGAGAUGAUGAGCGCGACCAACAGCUCUUGGAUGACUUAGGACUGAAGGAGGAGGUGGCAGAGCGUCUCACUCUUUUCACGGCUGAGGAGGAGAUCUUUGCCUUUCAUCGGACUGUUUCCAGGCUCGCGCAGAUGCAGACAGACACUUACUGGGUGGAGGGAGAUCGCAGCAAAAAACACCUCGACACAUAAUUUUCGUUCGUGGCUACCUGAUCUGUAUGUUGCAUAUAAAAAAAUAAAUAAAUAUAAACCUACUGAUUUUUAA
Hippocampus comes (tiger tail seahorse) is the source of this 2138-nucleotide messenger RNA. It is a transcript of the gene afg1lb, whose product is annotated as AFG1 like ATPase b. The coding region runs from base 572 to 2065 and encodes 497 amino acids. The transcript is spliced from 13 exons. The record is from RefSeq and is a predicted model, not a curated record. Gene Ontology annotation, molecular function: ATP hydrolysis activity; ATP binding. Gene Ontology annotation, cellular component: mitochondrion; cytoplasm. NCBI's taxonomy places the organism in Eukaryota, Metazoa, Chordata, Actinopteri, Syngnathiformes, Syngnathidae.